This is a messenger RNA of Fonsecaea nubica, 1428 nucleotides long. RefSeq lists its product as hypothetical. Gene Ontology annotation, molecular function: NADP binding; 2-dehydropantoate 2-reductase activity. The transcript has a single exon. NCBI's taxonomy places the organism in Eukaryota, Fungi, Ascomycota, Eurotiomycetes, Chaetothyriales, Herpotrichiellaceae. The coding region runs from base 1 to 1428 and encodes 475 amino acids. Gene Ontology annotation, biological process: pantothenate biosynthetic process. Gene Ontology annotation, cellular component: mitochondrion; cytoplasm. The record is from RefSeq and is a predicted model, not a curated record.
AUGACAGAAACUCGUUCUUGGUGGAGAGAUCCGCCAUCGCCCGAGCCCUCGGGAGACACUCCCGUAUUUGAGUCCAAACCACUGGAGGAGUCAGCAUUGCCAAAUGCAGACCAUGAGCAGCUUCUUACCAGGCGUGUACAUGUUCUCGGUCUUGGGAGUAUCGGAACCCUGGUCGCCCAUUCAUUGAGAUGCCUGCCCAAUCCUCCUCCGAUCACCCUCAUGAUCCACCGACAAGAGCAAUACGAAGUUUUCAAAAGAGGUGGUCGUACUAUCAGCCUGAUAAACAAGCAAAACGAGACCAACGAUGAGCAGACUGGGUACGAUGUUGACCUCUUCAACGGCUAUGGGGAAGACGGCAAGGCGCGAUGGGACUUCAUUCCUGACAAGCGUUGGGAUCAGCCACAGACCAAUCCUGUCGAGGAAGGCGAGAUGAUGGAAUCCGGCGAGCUUUACAUCUACACCUUGAUAGUUGCUGUCAAGGGGCCGGCCACUGUUGCUGCCCUCCGCUCUGUCAAACACCGUGUCAACGCGAAGACAACCAUCUGUUUCAUGCAAAAUGGGCUUGGGCAAAUAGAUGAACUUAAUCGGGAGGUCUUUACCGAUCCGCAGGAACGUCCCACCUAUAUGCUGGGAAUUGUUUCUCACGGAUCAUACAUGUCGCAGCCCUGCACAGUCGUCCAUGCCGGCUACGGUUCCAUAGCACUGGGGAUAUGUCGAGAUGCUGAUCGUUUCCCGCUUCCUCCAAAGACGCCAGUACGGCAUCUGUGGGAGUUGUCCGAAGAAGAACGGAAGAAGCAUCACCCUACGGACAAGGAACUUUUUGCGACACUCUCUUCACGUUACCUUCUACGCACCUUGACUAGAUCGCCGGUCCUGGCAUGCGCGGCAUUUCCGUACCUGGACCUAUUGCAAUUGCAGCUGGAAAAGCUGUCAUCCAAUUGCAUUUUGAACCCCCUCACCGCGCUCCUUGAUGUCCCGAAUGGGGCACUGCUCAAUAACGAGGAGUUGCUACCUGUGCAAAGGCUUCUCCUUGCCGAGAUAUCUCUCGUCAUUCGAGGCCUCCCGGAGCUAGAGGGGAUCCCCAAUGUGCAGCACCGAUUCUCUGCCAAGCGACUUGAGCAGCUAUUCCUGGGCGUGACAAGGCGGACAGCGCAGAAUUCGAGCAGUAUGCGGGAGGAUGUCCGCCAUGGUAAGAAGCCAGAGAUCGACUACAUUAAUGGCUACAUCAUCAAGCGGGGCGAGCAACAUGGCAUCAAGUGUGCUUUGAACUUUAUGCUCAUGCAGCUCAUCAAAGGCAAGAGUUCCUUGAGGAUCGGGGCAGGGCUGCCCUAUGGCACCACACAGAUCGAGAGCGAGGUCGACCCGCAUCGACCCGACUCGGUUACCAUUACGGACAAUAGUACUCCAAAAAGAGACAGCAUGGGUUAA